This is a messenger RNA of Paramuricea clavata, 900 nucleotides long. The record is from the annotation of a GenBank genome assembly. Lineage: Eukaryota; Metazoa; Cnidaria; Anthozoa; Malacalcyonacea; Plexauridae.
AUGAGAAGACCGUGUACGUCUCAUUUAGCUUAUGGAAAGGAAACAAAAACAUGUAGAGGUCCUGCUUGUCCGAACUGGACAGAAGGUUUGAAACAAGUAAAGUUCGUGGAUGUUGUCAUGGGAAACGACGGGGCAGCGACGAAGGAGGAGCUCCCGUCGUUGCAAAAAUUUUAAGUGGCUCCGUUUCUUCAUCCCAAAAGUUUUCCUCUCCCCUGUUAGACGACUCGCGCAGUUUCUUGAUCGACACUGCAUCGCCUGUUUCCUUGGUUCCUCUCUCUUUCGUUUCCAAAACAUCGUCUCCUAAGAACUCCGGAUUAGUUCACGCUGGAGGCGGCGAUCUUCGAUUUUUUGGUGAGACAUCAAUUCGACCAGUUUUUUUUGGAAAAUGUUUCAAUUUCAUGGCCAAAGUUUCGGAUGUGAUCCAUCCCAUAUUGGGUCGAGACUUUUUCGACGGUCCGGGAUCCGACAUUCUUCUCGACCCUCAUAGAAAGAAAUACUUCCAGCGCCGUCAAGAAAUUGUUUCAGUAGUCACGGAAAAUGACGUCAUCAAGGCUGGCGAAGAAAAAACUGUUGUGUCGAAUCUCAGACCACAAGCCAAAGAUUUCAUUCCCAGGCCCUUGACUGAAAAUUCUUGUGUUUUGGCUGCAAAUGAAAUUGUUAAAAAUUUUACUGAAUCGGUUAACGCUAAACCUGUUUCAGAAUUCCCAGCUCUAUUUGCGCCUAUUAGGAUAGAUACUGGUGAGCAUUCCCCAGUUUAUUCCAAAGCACGGCCGUUGUUUGGAGAAAAAUUAGCGGCAGUCGGAACGAUUCUGGAAGACCUUCAAGCAAAAGGUAUUAUCGUGCCAACGUCUGGAAAUGUUGAAUGGGCUUCUCCUAUUCACAUGGUAACGAAGUCCGACG